AUGUCCCUCGUCUGGUUUAUAACCGGAACAUCCUCCGGUUUCGGAAACGAACUCGUUAAACAGGCCCUCUCGCGCGGCGACAAAGUGAUAGCUACCGCCCGUGAUGUAUCGAAGAUCGCGUCACUGAAGGAUUCCGGAGCAGCCGUGAUGAGUUUAGACGUGACUGCAUCGCAGUCAGAUCUGGAUCGGAAAGCCGUCGAAGCUAUUGGUACCUACGGACACAUCGAUGUAUUAGUGAAUAAUGCGGCGUAUACACAAUUCGGCACGCUUGAAGACCUGGGUAAUGAAUAUUCCACGCAAUUCAAUACAAACGUCAUCGGGACGACCAACACCACAAAGGCAUUUUUGCCUCAUUUUCGACAGAGAAGGAAUGGGAUUAUCGUGAAUUUUGGAUCCAUGGCGGCGUGGACGACUUAUCCCACUGUUGGAGCGUAUUCCGCAUCGAAAGCGGCGAUUCGCUAUAUCACCGAAUCUCUAAACCAGGAGAUAUCAGGCUUCGGAAUAAAAACCCUCCUCGUGGAGCCGGGAUACUUCCGAACAGAGCUCCUUGGUCAAAAUAGCAGCUAUAUCAAAACAACGAUCCCUGAUUAUAAAGAGCUCACGCAGACGACGUUCUCCGCCUUUCAAAACACCCAUGGGAAACAGGUCGGUGACCCCGUCAAAGCCGUGGCGCGGAUUCUGGACGUCGUCAAGGGCCAGAAUGGCGCCGCGGGGAGGGAGUGGCCGAAUGAGCUGGUGCUCGGGUCGGAUGCUGUCGAAACGGUGAAGAAGAAAUGUCAGGAUAUGUUGAGGAAGUUGGAGGAGUGGGAGGAGUUUUCCACAGGGACAGAUAUUUCUUGA
Molecule: messenger RNA, 840 nt
Organism: Aspergillus tanneri
Lineage: Eukaryota; Fungi; Ascomycota; Eurotiomycetes; Eurotiales; Aspergillaceae
Exons: 3
Coding region: 1-840 (279 amino acids)
Source: RefSeq, a predicted model, not a curated record